Molecule: messenger RNA, 1641 nt
Organism: Neoarius graeffei (lesser salmon catfish)
Lineage: Eukaryota; Metazoa; Chordata; Actinopteri; Siluriformes; Ariidae
Gene: tfap2b
Product: transcription factor AP-2 beta
Exons: 7
Coding region: 180-1556 (458 amino acids)
Biological process (GO): anatomical structure development; regulation of transcription by RNA polymerase II; regulation of cell population proliferation
Cellular component (GO): nucleus
Molecular function (GO): DNA-binding transcription factor activity, RNA polymerase II-specific; RNA polymerase II transcription regulatory region sequence-specific DNA binding
Source: RefSeq, a predicted model, not a curated record
AUAAGUGAGGCUCGUGGAGCUCGAGGCGCGGUACCGAGUAGUAGGAGAGUCGGACAGCGCGCGCGCUCAAACAGAUAACGGAUCUCCUCCUCCACCUCCUCCUCCUCGCGCGCACAUUUUUCUAUCAGCGUAUCCGAUCUUCCCUGAAGUCGGAUCCGUGUGUGUGUGUGUGUGUGUGUAUGUGUGUGUGUGUGGGAAUAGAUUUCAAACUCCAGAUGUUAGUGCACACUUACUCAGCCACGGACCGCCAUGACGGCGUACCGGGCCACAGCUCGCGCCUUUCCCAGCUCGGUUCGGUGUCUCAGGCUCCGUACUCCAGCGCGCCGCCGCUCUCGCACGCGCCCUCCUCGGACUUCCAGCCGCCGUACUUCCCGCCGCCGUACCAGCCGCUGCCGUACCCGCAGAGCCAGGACCCGUAUUCGCACGUGAACGACCCGUACGCGCUGAACGCCCUGCACCAGCCGCACCAGCAGCACCCGUGGGGCUCGCGCCAGCGGCAGGAGGUCGGCGGGGAGAACGCGGCGUCCCUGCUGCAGCAGCCCAGAGCCUCUCUUCCGCCGCAGCUCUCCGGCCUCGACCCGCGCACCCGGGAUUACUCCUCCUCUUCGUCCGUGCGCCGACCGGAUGUGCUGCUGCACUCGGCGCCGCACGGGCUCGAGGCCGGCAUGGGGGACAGCCUGUCUCUGCACGGGCUCGCGCACGGCAUGGACGACACGCACGUUGUAGAAGACGCCAAUAACAGUGGCAUGAACAUCCUGGAUCAAUCCGUUAUCAAAAAAGUCCCGAUGCCACACAAGAGCGUCACGUCUCUGAUGAUGAGUAAAGACGGGCUGAUCGGCGGCAUCACCGUGAACGUGAACGAGGUGUUCUGUUCAGUACCAGGCCGCCUGUCUUUGCUCAGCUCCACCUCCAAGUACAAGGUGACGGUGGGAGAAGUGCAGCGGAGACUCUCACCACCCGAGUGCCUCAACGCCUCGCUGCUGGGCGGAGUCCUGCGCAGAGCGAAGUCGAAAAACGGCGGCCGAUCUCUGAGAGAGAAGCUGGAAAAAAUCGGGCUCAAUCUGCCAGCAGGAAGACGCAAAGCUGCCAACGUCACUUUGCUGACGUCACUCGUGGAAGGUGAAGCUGUUCAUUUAGCGCGAGACUUUGGCUACAUCUGCGAAACCGAGUUCCCCACCAAGGCAGUGUCCGAGUACCUCAACCGCCAGCACACGGACCCCAACGAGAUCCACGCACGCAAGAACAUGCUGCUCGCCACCAAGCAGUUGUGUAAGGAGUUCACAGACCUGUUGGCGCAGGACCGCACUCCGCUCGGGAACUCGCGUCCGACGCCGAUCCUGGAGCCGGGCAUCCAGAGCUGUCUGUCUCACUUCAGCUUCAUCACACACGGGUUCGGCUCUCCGGCCAUCUGCGCCGCGCUCACCGCGCUGCAGAACUACCUGACCGAGGCGCUCAAGGGCCUCGACAAGAUGUUCAUCAACAACCAGACCUCCAACCGUCACACUCCGGCCGACGGCUCGAAAGGAGGCGAGAAAGACGAGAAACACAGGAAAUGAGGCACGACGUCGGAGAAGGAGAAGAGGCUCUAAGAGCAGCGCUUAUCACACGUGUCCAGAGAUUCUUUGGACUCGAGAUUUAUGA